GAGCAGCGCCCAGGGCCGUGCUCGCUGCUGCUCUGUCUCCUCUCACUUCCUCAUCGAGCCGCGGGGACCCGCUGCUGGGACAGGCGCCGCCGCUCAGCUUUGAGCCCCGCGCCCGCUGCAGAGGAGGGGCUGCGCCGCCGGGCAGGAGCACGGACCGGCCAAGGGCAGUCUGCGGGGAGGCGAAGGAAGGGGUUUCCCGGCUCUGUACUAAGCCAAGCCGCCGCGAUGUCCAAGCCGCCACCUAAACCAGCCAAACCAGGACAGGUCAAAGUGUUCAGGGCCCUGUAUACAUUUGAACCCAGAACUCCAGAUGAGUUGUAUUUUGAAGAAGGGGAUAUUAUCUACAUUUCAGAUAUGAGUGACACAAAUUGGUGGAAAGGAACCUGCAAAGGCAGGACUGGACUUAUUCCAAGCAACUACGUGGCUGAACAAGCAGAGUCCAUUGAUAACCCAUUGCAUGAAGCUGCCAAAAGAGGAAACCUGAGCUGGUUGAGAGAGUGCUUGGAUAACCAAGUUGGUGUAAAUGGUUUAGACAAAGCGGGAAGCACAGCUUUGUACUGGGCUUGCCAUGGUGGGCACAAAGAUAUAGUGGAAGUGUUAUUUACACAGCCAAACGUAGAACUAAAUCAACAGAACAAAUUGGGAGACACAGCUUUGCAUGCUGCUGCUUGGAAGGGUUAUGCAGAUAUUGUAGAGAUGCUACUGGCAAAGGGAGCAAGAACAGAUUUAAAAAACAAUGAGAAGAAAUUGGCUCUGGAUAUGGCUACCAAUGCUGCCUGUGCUUCCCUGCUUAAAAAGAAACAAGGGACAGAUACAGUGCGGACAUUAAGUAACGCAGAGGAAUACCUUGAUGAUGAAGACUCCGAUUAACUUUCUUCAUAUUGUCUUAAGAACUAUAACCUCUAUUGCCUGUCAUUCCCAAAUCAUAUCUUUGCAACUGUAAAAAAAAAAUACCUUUAUAUAGAGUAUUGAAGUCUUGCAAUCUCUCACUAUAACAUGUAAACAGAGAGUGAAAUCUCUUGGCAUUUCCUAGCCUUUGUGGCAAGUUUUAAAUCAAAGUUCCCUUGAAAUCAUCAAGCUGGAGGUCAUAUGCUGAUCUCUUCCCCCUGCCCCCAUCUUGCUGUAUGGGGAAGGGAUUUAGCCCUCUAAACAUGCCAGGUGUCCCAAGAUAUCCCUUCAGGUACCUAAUGUCUCUGCAAUACACUCCUCAAUCCUAGUUGUUUUCUUUGUCAGCACACUUGCUCUCCCACUGGCAGCACUCCAAAGUUUCUUAUGUAUGGAUAAGAACUUGCUUAAAAUAAUAUGCUGGCAGGGUGAGCAUUAUUUGACAAGCGGAAACCCUGCAGUAAGAGAUGGGAUAAUGCAAUGGUGAAUGAUCAUGCUCUAUUUCCACAGAGCAGGAAGAGACAAUGUAAGGCUUCUUUUAAUUUCCACCAUAUGGGAGUGGGUGUGUGGAGUGAAAUGGCAGGGGAAGAGCUGCCCUGAGAAGUUUCUCUUUUUACUGUUAUGAGCCCAGAGAAUUUUGUGUUUGACUCAACUUUGGACUCUGACUUUGCUGUAUAAAUUGUAUUGGUGUUGGAAUCAUUAGCAUUGAAGUGAGGAGGGAAUAUUUUUCUUUUUAUCCUGCCUAAGAAUUUUACUGAUCUUUUGCUUUUAUUUUUAAAAGUGUUCUUGUUUUUCCUCUAAAGUACUUUACCUCAGAGCUGAAGUGUUUUUGAAAGAUAUAUAUAUUAUAUUAAAUUGAAAGUGUUCAAAAUUGCCUAAUCUGAAUAAAUCAUUUAAAAACACUUGAA
Molecule: messenger RNA, 1793 nt
Organism: Gopherus evgoodei (Goodes thornscrub tortoise)
Lineage: Eukaryota; Metazoa; Chordata; Testudines; Testudinidae
Gene: OSTF1
Product: osteoclast stimulating factor 1
Exons: 10
Coding region: 226-870 (214 amino acids)
Biological process (GO): signal transduction
Molecular function (GO): protein binding
Source: RefSeq, a predicted model, not a curated record